Messenger RNA from Zea mays, 2730 nucleotides. Its product is annotated as aspartic proteinase oryzasin-1. Lineage: Eukaryota; Viridiplantae; Streptophyta; Magnoliopsida; Poales; Poaceae. Bases 768 to 1445 code for a protein of 225 amino acids. The transcript has 2 exons. The record is from RefSeq and is a predicted model, not a curated record. Gene Ontology annotation, molecular function: aspartic-type endopeptidase activity. Gene Ontology annotation, biological process: proteolysis.
GGAAGCGGAGACAAAGAAAGCGGUGUGCGGCUGCACCUAAUCUCUACUAACUAUUAAGAACCUAUUGGAGACUGCCCCCACCUCUACGUCCGCCCCCUACCUACGCCCGCCCGCCCGCCGCAAUCCCGCAACGGCCGCCGCGAAGGCCGCGAACCGCCCUCCCGCCCGCCCGCAAUCCCGCAACGGCCGCCGCGAAGGCCGCGAACCGCCCUCCCGCCCGCCCGCACGCCCUGCACCCAUCCACCCGCCCACACGCCGCAAACCCCGCCGUGACCAUGGUGAACCGCCCUCCCGCCCGCCCCAAUCUCCGAGAUCCACAGGGACGCAAGACGCUGCUGAUGGCAAAACCAAGGAAAACUCGCACCUCGGCUCCAGAUCCACCCGUAGCCGCGUUCGGCUUCCGGGGUGUGCUGUGGUGGGGACAGCGGCGACGGGUGACGGGGUGGCCGGGUCGGGGUGGGGGUGCGGGCAGGGCGGUGGUAUGGACGGGGUGGACAUCGGCGGCGGGCUUCUCUUCUCGUGGACUUACCACCACCUUGACCGCGACUUGAAUUGCUGGUUUGGUGUCUGAUGCGGGCUCAUCUGCUUGUUGCAAUCCGCUUUCCCCGAUUUAUUCUUACGAUUUCCAAGUAGUUUUGUGUUAUCUUCUCUCUCUCUCUCUUGGGAAAAGGGGUUUCAAUUCUGUUGGGAUCGACUCACCGAGUUUUGAGGUUUUUCGUGGGCGGUUUGAUUUUCGGUCGAUCCGAUCUGUGGCAGGCUUUCAUCAGAUGUUGCAAAAUUCGCUCGCAACCGUAAUCGCAGCGUUAUUGUCAGCCGCAAACAGUCCUUUUCUUGGUUGUACUGCGCUUUCCCCACUAAUGCAUCUAUUCGAUCUAACCGGUCUUCGCUCCGCAUUGGACUGUCGCAGAUCAGCGACCAUGGGAACCCGCGGCGUCGCCCUGCUGCUCCUCACGGUGGUGUUGCUCCAGGCGCUCCUCCCCGCGUCGUCGGAGGGCCUGGUGCGGGUCGCGCUGAAGAAACAGCCCGUCGACCAGAACGGUCGCGUCGCCACAUGCCUCUCCGUCGAGGAGAGGCAGCGCCUCCUCCUCCGCGGCGCCAACGCCCUGGGCUCAGGCGGUGAAGACGACUCCGACGUCAUCGCGCUCAAGAACUACAUGAACGCGCAGUACGUUGGGGAGAUCGGCGUCGGCUCGCCGCAGCAUAAGUUCACUGUCAUCUUCGACACCGGCAGUUCCAACCUCUGGGUGCCGUCCUCCAAGUGCUACUUCUUGAUCGCUUGCUACUUCCACUCGCGCUACAAGUCAGGGCAGUCAAGCACUUACAAGAAGAACGGUUUGACUCUUCCUUUCUUGUGUUGUUACUGUAUUGUUUUCCCGAUUUUCUCGUUGUGGACUGAGAUCUGCAUCACUUUCGUCAUACGUUUGUAUUUCCCAGCUGGAUUUUGAUUGUUAGGUACGCAGUACUGCACAUCCUCCUUGAUGUGACGUCGACAGGAUCUCAUCUGUCUUCCCGUCAUUAGAAGGCGCUACAGCAGUCCAUGUGUUAUUAGGGGAAAUGCGAAAGAGACUGUGUAGAGGAAUAGGGGCCAGGAAACUGCUAUUCUGCAGUUUGGCACGUUUGGUUUGGUGGUGAAGUAAGGAAAGGGAAGGCAAUGCAAGAAACCUUGGCUGGCCAUGGACUUGUCACUUGUGAGUUGUGAAUUUGUGAUGGAGAAGCAGAAGCUCCUCUCGGGAACAUGCUGGACCCUUCAUGAAACUUCGCGCCUCCACCGGAUUCAAGGGCUAGGUGAUGAUGGCCUUUGUGAAAUGUGAAUUCUACAAAUUGGUGGCCCAAUGGCCUUCUUGAAUGAAUUCUACAAAAAAGGGAAGCAUCUGGUCCCUUCCCCGGAAACGUUCCAGUCAAAUGACGAUCGAGUAAAACCGCUGGAAUCAUCUAUCGUCCCUUGUUGGAUGAGGUCCCAGUCAGAGCAAAUAAAAUGGUUUUCAUUGCUCAUUUGGUUGCCCAUCCUUCUAACUCCCAAUGUCAACAGAGUCGUACUGUGUUGUGGCCACGAGAGUGCCAGGACGGCACAUGGCAAUUGACAAACGACAGUGGCCGGCUGGCCGCCAACCGAAUCAGGCUCGUGCGCAAGCCUGCUUUGCAUUCAGAUUCCAGUCAGCUGUGAGCCGACUUGAACCCAGAACGCGAGCAUCUCACAAGAAUCAUCCUUCGUUGUGAUACCAGCGAUGACCUCAGCACUGUCUGCUGCAUCUCGUGGAUAUAAUCAAGCAUCGCCUAGGAAUAGCUUCACACACAACAAAGUUCAAUCCGAAACCAAAUCAUAAAUAGGCGGCAGUCCAAGCAUUAUUCACAGAGCGUAAGGACAAUGGCAACUGACCACAGAACAUUGUUGAAUGAUAACAUCUCUGCAAAUCCACCAGUGCAAACAAAGACUAGACCAUACAUGUAGGCAAAAACGAAAUACUUGUCGCAGCACAAGCCAGUUGCUACACCAUUGUCAGUUUGUCACUAAACUUGGAACGACAAAGAAACUUAAGCAGACAUUGUAGCCACUAACUCCAUAUUACCUUGCAGUGGCCUCGAACUAACGGUUGCCUUUGUAGCACCUAACAGAAACCAAAAUAAUAUUAAUAUCAGUAAGUGGUUGCAAACACGAGAAAGAACUUUUCAAAUAAAGGGGGUGGGAUAAACGACCCCCAUAUAAAUUAUAACUGUGUAGCAAAUUUGCAA